This is a messenger RNA of Durusdinium trenchii, 456 nucleotides long. The record is from the annotation of a GenBank genome assembly. NCBI's taxonomy places the organism in Eukaryota, Dinophyceae, Suessiales, Symbiodiniaceae.
AUGAUCCGGAGCUUGCCUUCAACGGUGGCAAGUCCCGUGGGUGUUGUGAAGAAGGGCGACAUCUUAGAAGGUCAGCCAAGAGAUGGUUGGCUUUUGCUGCUUGGCGCAGACUCCCCGACAAGUGGCCAGUUGCAGACCCAUUGUUUUCAGCUCAGGCUUGACUACAAGCACAGCGUCGAAAGCCUGGAAAAUGGCGAGGGCCGAUGGGUCCUGAUGCAUGGCAAGGAAUUGGGCUUAGGAGUUUUGCUGCACCAGAUCCUGCCUGUCCCAAGCGUCACUCAGACCUUUGCUACCAGCGUGCAACUAUCCUUCGACCAGGAUGUGAGCAAGUACUCUCUUGAAGUGGAGCCUGAGAUUGGAGAUGCCUUCCAUAUGAAAUGCUGUGAAGGCAUGGAACACAACAGAGACGAAGAAGGGCCGUUGAGUUUGGCCGAGAAAUCGUUUCAGUCUGCUUAA